CUGUCCUUCAGCAGCAGCAGCAGACCCCGCAGAUCCUCACAUUCAGUUUUGUUUUGCUUCACGGUUUUUGGAGGGAAAUUCACUGGACUGUAUUUACUACUUUAAUCUAAAGAAAGGAUUCUUUUUUUCCCCCACUUCAGCAUGGAGCCCACCACUGGGGAAUAUGGUGACAACUAUGAGUACUACGAUGACAACGAGACGGCCUGUGACUAUUCGGAGUGGGAGCCGUCCUACUCCCUCAUCCCCGUCCUCUACAUGCUCAUCUUCAUCCUGGGCCUGUCGGGUAAUGGCGUGGUCAUCUUCACCGUCUGGAGAUCCAAAUCGAAGCGCCGGGCCGCAGACGUCUACAUUGGAAACCUGGCCCUCGCCGACCUCACCUUUGUUGUGACUCUACCUCUGUGGGCCGUGUACACGGCUCUGGGCUACCACUGGCCCUUCGGCGUGGCUCUGUGCAAGAUCAGCAGCUACGUGGUCCUGGUCAACAUGUACGCCAGCGUUUUCUGCCUCACGUGCCUGAGCUUUGACCGCUACCUGGCCAUCGUGCACUCCCUGUCCAGCAGCAGGCUGCGUUCCCGGGGCACCAUGCUGGCGUCCCUGGGGGCCAUUUGGUUCCUGUCCGGCCUGCUGGCCGUGCCCACGCUGCUCUUCCGCACCACAGUGAACGACCAGAACAGCAACCGGACGAUGUGCGCCAUGGACUUCAGCCUGGUGACCAUGAACCAGAGGCACGAGUACCUCUGGAUCACCGGGCUCAGCCUGUCCUCCUCCGCUCUGGGGUUUCUCCUGCCUUUCUUGGCCAUGACCAUCUUCUACUGCUUCAUCGGCUGCACCGUGACUCGCCACUUCAACAACCUGCGCAAGGAGGACCAGAAGAAGAAGCGCCUGCUGAAGAUCAUCACCACGCUGGUGGUGGUGUUUGCCAUCUGCUGGACUCCGUUCCACGUGCUGAAGAGCAUGGAUGCCCUCUCCUAUCUGAGCCUGGCGCCCACCUCCUGCGGCUUCCUGCGUUUCCUGCUUCUGGCUCACCCUUACGCUACCUGCUUGGCCUAUGUCAACAGCUGCCUCAACCCGUUCCUGUAUGCCUUCUUUGACCUGCGCUUUCGUUCCCAGUGCCUGUGCCUGCUCAACCUGAAGAAGGCUAUGCACGGUCAGAUGAGCUCCAUGUCGUCCACUCUCAGCGCCCAGACUCAGAAAUCAGAGGUUCAGUCUCUGGCCACGAAGGUUUAAAGAGGAAAAAGGGAAUUGAGGCCGGGCCGCAGGACGGUCCCGGCUCCAACCGCUGGAACACUUGUGAAAAUACAGACUUUUGUGUCCAUUGUUGAAAGCUGGUAAGAGGAGAUGAUGAACUUUAAAUUGUCACUGCCUACAGUCAUGAAAUCCAUUACGUGUUCUCCCUAAUGUACAGCGAGGAAGGUCGAUGCUCUGCGUUCCGUGUGGACUUCAGAAGCUGGAGCCAGCUGGCUGAGCUCCUCAGCUGCUUUGUUCCUCAAAUUCUCAGAGAAAAAGUCUAUAUUUUUGUGUUUUGUGCUGCUUCACAAGAGUUGACAUUUCUAUCACAAAAGAGGGGAAUUUUGCGUUGUGGACCGCGCGGACAUCUGUUUACACUGGAUGAGGCUUAUAGCUAUACAAUAUUUUCAUACCAUUUUUGAUUUAUUGCUGUUUUGUUUUAGAAGCACUUGUUGAAAAAAUGUGUGAGCAGGAAAAUCAAACAGAGUCGUGUCCUCUUAAAAGCUUGAUGUUUGUGAGAGUAGAAGUCUGGGAGGGAGGGAGGGAGGUGUAAGAGGAGAAAAGGUGUUGCAGCUUAAUUAUAAAGUUUGUGGGGAGGAGACGGGGGGGGGCAGACAGGCAGAUGGCAGUUGACAAAUGUUGAGGAACAGGAGCGAGCGGGGUGGGGCAGGUUUGGAGGGGUACUUCAGUGUCGUCACAGCACUAAAGGGGACAAAGGAACUUUAUAAAUGUUCCAAAUUGACAUAUAUGUUUUAUUUUUUUGAAAUCACUGUAACUAACUACUGUAUUAAAGAUGUGUGCUAUGUACCAGA
Messenger RNA from Salarias fasciatus (jewelled blenny), 2039 nucleotides. It is a transcript of the gene aplnra, whose product is annotated as apelin receptor a. Lineage: Eukaryota; Metazoa; Chordata; Actinopteri; Blenniiformes; Blenniidae. Gene Ontology annotation, molecular function: C-C chemokine receptor activity; C-C chemokine binding. Bases 142 to 1227 code for a protein of 361 amino acids. Gene Ontology annotation, biological process: neutrophil chemotaxis; immune response; G protein-coupled receptor signaling pathway. Gene Ontology annotation, cellular component: membrane; external side of plasma membrane. The record is from RefSeq and is a predicted model, not a curated record. The transcript has a single exon.